AUGCAAGGAAAAUAAACUUAAGACUCUUUAGAGACAAUUUGUAAGAUUCAUAAUUUGGAAUUUAUUGAUGUUGAUUUGGAUAUGUCGGAUAAAUUGCAGAUUUAAUUUUUUUGUGGCAAAUGUUUAGUGGAUAAAUUAAACAAUAAUAAAGUAACAACUAUUGAACAAUCAAAAGAAAGAAUUUAAAAAAUAAAGACUUAAUAACAAGAAAUUAAGACUAAAGAGAAUUAAUCUAGACUGAACUGUUAUAAGAAUAUUCUAGAUCAAAUAAUGGACUUUAAAAGAUCUAUUGAUGAUUCUUAAGAAAAGAUGUAUAAAAAAAUAUAAUAAUAUAUAUAUAUUUCCAAUUUAAAAAGAGAAAUCAGAAUUACAUGAAUAAUACUUUUAAUUAAAUUACUUUGAAGAUAUUAAAUAAUUAUAAGAAUAUAAUUCUGAUAAUUAUUUAAUAUCUUCAAAGAAAUUAAUAGAAGAUAAUAAUUUUAUAGAUGAUGUAACAAGAUAAUUUGAAUUACUUUUUAAUUAUGCUAAAUAUUUCUAGACUUUAGAUAUAUUUGAGAAAACAAAAUAAAUAAUUGAAGAUUUAAUGGAAAAUAAUAUUCUGUAGUUACCACCAUUAUUUUUUACAAAAAAUGAAUCUGUAAGAGUAAAUCAUUUAUUAUUAGAAAACACCAAGUUUAAAUAGAAUUUGCCCUAAUCAUAAAACAGAAAUUAUUAUGAUUGAUAUGGACUCUUAGAAUAAGAAAAUUGAAGAUAGGUUUGCAUGUGACUGCAUUGCUGAGAACCCAUAAAUUAAAUACUCUAUAAUCGAGUCAUUAAUAAAUAAUGGAGAAAUUACAAUUCAGAAUCAGAUAAAAUGUUAUCAGAGUAUCAACAGGAAAGCAAAAAUAAAAAAUCUGAUUUAUACAAAUUAAUAGCUUCGAUGA
Messenger RNA from Paramecium pentaurelia, 923 nucleotides. NCBI's taxonomy places the organism in Eukaryota, Ciliophora, Oligohymenophorea, Peniculida, Parameciidae. The record is from the annotation of a GenBank genome assembly.